Molecule: messenger RNA, 2269 nt
Organism: Daldinia decipiens
Lineage: Eukaryota; Fungi; Ascomycota; Sordariomycetes; Xylariales; Hypoxylaceae
Product: FAD-binding domain-containing protein
Exons: 5
Coding region: 278-1906 (542 amino acids)
Molecular function (GO): FAD binding
Source: RefSeq, a predicted model, not a curated record
GUUCUUUGAUUAAAAUCACGGUGACAUCGAAGCCAUGUGGCCAUGCGCGCAGAUGGGCGGGAUAAGCUAUUAUGUAUAAGCGCGUGUGCGGCGCUGUUAUUCAGGUGUGCUAAUACACGGCUCAAGAUGCUCCAAAUUGCCUCUUAAUUUUUCGUUUUCUUCUUGUUAUGUUCCUUGUCUUUUUCUUACUCCUCAUCGCGAAGAUCGCCUUCAUUCUUUCGGUGAUCGAUUUGUGGUUGGCAAGAAGGAAACUGUUUAUUUUCUUGUGGUACUCAAUAUGAAGGUCCAUUCAUUGCUUCUCGUCGCAGCGGCAACAGGCUCAUCUGGUGCUGCUAUAAAGGCCCGGAAGGAAUCAUUCUCUGAGCAGUUAUUGGAUACCCUUGGAUCAUUCUCUUUGUCGGACCCCAUCGUUUCAGAGUUGACUGCAGCGAUUCGAGAUUCAAGCGUGCUAUUAGAUCAAGCUUCCAGUCAAAGUAAUGCCAUUAGCGUUCGAACGUCCCCUUUCCAGGCGCAAACCGCAUGCCAAUUGCUUCGCUAUAUCCUACCGGAUUCCUAUACCGAUACUAGGACGAACCAAACUGCCUACGUCACCUUACAAGAAAAAAAUUGGUCGAGCAAUUGUGACCUCCCCGCGGCUUGUUUCAUAACCCCGGAACAUCCCGUCCAGGUAGCUAUCGCAUUGCAAGUGAUCAGUAGGGUCCAGUCCAAAUUCGUCGUUAGGUCUGGUGGUCACAACCCUAACCCAGGCUUUGCGAGUAUUGGUCAGGAGGGUGUCACGAUCGACACACAACGUUUCUCAAACUUGAGCUUGAGUGCGGAUAAGUCGUAUGCGACUGUAGGUGCUGGUCUUCGCUUCGGGCCAGUUCAGGAAUAUCUCGACUCGAAGAGCGUUGCGGUAGUCUCUGGCCGUAACAAGUAUGUGGGCGUAUCCGGGCUCCUCCUCGGUGGUGGUCACCCCAUCAUCAACUCUCUUACGGGGCUUGCAGCGGACAACAUCAAGAGCAUGGAAGUCGUACUUUCAGAUUUCAGAGUUGUUACCGCAAGCAGAACCGAGAACUCGGAUUUAUUCCGUGCCUUAAAAGGGGGUGGGAACAACUUCGGCAUCGUCACAAAAUUUGAGUUGUAUACUAAGAUGCCGCGGAACCUCUGGUAUCGCAAUGCAGUCUACGCCGCUUCUGAUGCGCCAGCAGCUUUUAAGGCACUGGCAGAGGUGCAGAAGAAUAUGGAAGGGGACUCUAAAGCUGGUAUCCAGAUGACGUGCUCACCUGCCGGCUUCACUGUCGCAUUCGUCUACGGCGAGCCUACCAACGACCCUGCUGUAUUCGCGCCGUUUAGCAAAUUAGUACCUACGUCUGAGAGGACUCCUCCCACGAACGGUACAACCUUGGAAUUCAUCGAGCUCCAAAGUCUGCCGCAGCCCGAUGCCAAUCACGACACUGUCGGUGUUACUACGACUCUAGAUGCUGACAUGUACCUCGAUUUCUACAACCAAUAUCUCUCCAUAAAUGCGGCCAAUAACGGCACUUCCGCCACGUACCUCCUUGCUAUCCAGACCUUGGGUGCGGCCGCUGCUCGGGUUGCCGACUUCAACGGCGGAAACGUUCUGGGUUCAUCCAAGAGGGCUCUAACCCUUUGGAACCCCAUUUCGACAUGGACGAACCCGGCAGAAGACAAGCAAGUUCACAGCGUUGUAACACAAAUAGGGAACUACAUCGAGAGCCGGUCGCAAGCCAAGAACCUAUACGACCCGCUGAUCUUCGCCAACAUCGCGGCGCACGACCAAAACGUGCUCGCGAGCUACGGUUCGCAGAACCUAAACUUCCUGCGAGGCGUGAGCCAGAAGUACGACCGCUGCGGCACGUUUCAAAGACUACAAAAUGGCGGAUUCCUGGUUUCUAGAGCAUAGAGAAAAUGGCUGGCAAUAAUGUGUACAUAUUAAUUUUGCAUGUAUAUUAAUUUUAAUCGCCAGGGGGUACCGAGCUCCUGGAACUUACUUGUCUCGGCGGUACGAACUGUUGGUGGUAUGGUCUUUCUUGGCAAUGCUCAACCUCGCCGAACCUCACCGAUGUAGCCGAUUAACUAACCUCGCCGACCUCGCCGAAGCCGACGGUAUGAUAGACCUUGCCGAGUAACAAGUUCUUACCGAGAAAAGAAAAAGAAGAAAAAGGUAGAGCAUACUUAAAGUGGUAGCUAGACAAGCCUCGGUACCUUACAGCUUCCUGUGCCGCCUCUAGUCUAGGAACACUCUUGAAUUCCGCCGCUUAUUCCA